AAGGAAACGGGCGCUUGCGCGAGGGUCUGUGCCGAGGUACGCGCUAACCACCCACCCACCCCGUUCCCCAGUAGCGGGUGAUCGUUGGUGCUCUAUCGGAGGUUAGGACGUCGCCGACACCGCUGCCGCUGGUGUUCGUCGUCGUCGUCGUCGUCGUCGUCGGCCACCGCCGAGAGGAAACGUUCUCAGCGCCGGCAGCCGUAGCGUGUGCAGCCGAAACAUGUCGGAUCAUCCGAGUGGCCAAGUGUGACCAAGUUUCCAUCCGCGCCCUAUUCGCUAUCGAGGCUGGGGACGGUGGGCAGGGGAGUGAGAAUCGGUGCGGGAGAGGAAAAUAACGCGACAAAGGGGUGAACUGCGGUGACUCGACGUCAGGUUACGUGAAGACGUGCCGACGGGAUGGCCGACAGCGAGGGUGGCUCCGAGCAGGAUGACGUAUCCUUCCUUCGCACGGAGGAUAUGGUAUGUCUGUCCUGCACGGCAACCGGUGAAAGAGUGUGCCUGGCAGCCGAGGGAUUUGGUAAUCGACAUUGUUUCCUCGAGAAUAUCGCGGAUAAGAACAUACCACCCGACCUGUCGCAAUGCGUAUUCGUAAUAGAGCAGGCUCUCUCGGUGCGAGCUUUGCAGGAAUUGGUCACUGCUGCCGGUUCCGAGACGCAGCAAGAAAAUUUAGGAAAGGGGACAGGAUCUGGACACAGAACUUUAUUGUACGGUAACGCCAUUUUACUAAGGCAUCAGAACAGCGACAUGUAUUUGGCUUGCUUAUCGACCAGCUCGUCCAACGACAAGUUGGCUUUCGACGUGGGUCUCCAACAGCAUUCUCAAGGCGAGGCCUGUUGGUGGACGGUGCAUCCAGCAUCGAAGCAAAGAUCCGAGGGUGAGAAGGUUCGAGUCGGCGAUGACCUUAUCCUGGUAUCCGUGGCCACCGAAAGAUACCUGCACACCACCAAAGAGAACGAUUUAUCGGUGGUGAACGCCUCGUUCCACGUGACCCACUGGUCCGUGCAACCGUACGGUACAGGAAUCAGCCGGAUGAAAUACGUCGGUUACGUGUUUGGCGGUGACGUUCUUCGAUUCUUCCACGGUGGCGACGAGUGUCUCACCAUACCCUCAACAUGGAGCACAGCGCCCAGUCAAAAUAUAGUGAUCUACGAGGGAGGGAGCGUGAUGAGCCAGGCACGAUCGUUAUGGAGGUUGGAGCUGGCGAGGACGAAGUGGGCAGGUGGUUUCAUCAAUUGGUUGCACCCGAUGAGAAUCAGACACCUGACUACAGGCCGGUAUCUCGGCGUGAAAGAAAACAACGAAUUGUAUCUGGUCGAUAGGAACGAGGCCACGAUCGAGACCUCGACGUUCUCGUUGCGGCAAGAGAAGGACGAUCAAAAGAUCGUUCUCGAGGACAAGGAUCUCGAGGUUAUCGGUACACCGAUCAUCAAAUACGGUGACUCGACCGUUAUCAUGCAACACGCCACCACUUGUCUCUGGGUCUCGUACAAAUCGUACGAGACGAAGAAGAAGGGCGUGGGCAAGGUGGAGGAGAAGCAAGCCGUCCUUCACGAGGAAGGGAAAAUGGACGACGGUUUGGUCUUCUCCCGUUCGCAAGAGGAGGAGUCUAGGACAGCUCGAGUGAUUAGGAAAUGCAGCAGUCUGUUUACCCAAUUCAUCACAGGCCUAGAGACGCUGCAAGUGGAUAGAAGAGCGUCCAUGUUCUUCCAAAACGUGAAUCUGAACGAAAUGGUGAUGUGUCUGGAAGAUUUGAUUAAUUAUUUUGCUCAACCCGAAGACGACAUGGAACACGAGGAGAAACAGAACAAAUUCCGAGCCCUGAGGAAUCGUCAAGACUUGUUCCAAGAGGAAGGUAUACUGAAUUUGAUCUUGGAAGCGAUCGACAAGAUCAACGUGAUCACGUCGCAAGGUUUUCUCGUCGCCCUUUCGGGUGACGAGAGCGGCCAAGCCUGGGAUCAAAUAUCCGGAUACCUGUAUCAACUAUUGGCAGCAAUAAUCAAAGGAAAUCACACGAAUUGCGCCCAAUUUGCCAACAGCAAUCGAUUGAACUGGUUGUUCAGCCGUCUGGGAUCGCAAGCCUCGAGCGAGGGCACAGGGAUGUUGGACGUGCUUCAUUGCGUCCUCAUCGAUUCGCCCGAGGCUUUGAACAUGAUGAGAGACGAGCACAUUAAAGUGAUAAUUUCCCUGCUCGAGAAACACGGAAGGGAUCCAAAAGUGUUGGACGUUCUUUGCUCGCUAUGCGUGGGUAACGGCGUCGCCGUCCGCUCGUCGCAGAACAAUAUCUGCGAUUUCCUGUUACCCGGGAAGAAUCUACUCCUCCAAACCCAGCUGGUCGACCACGUGGCGAGCGUAAGGCCGAACAUAUUCGUCGGUAGAGUCGAAAAUUCGGCCGUUUAUCAAAAAUGGUACUUCGAAGUCACCGUCGAUCAUAUAGAGCAGACCACGCACAUGAUGCCGCACUUGAGAAUAGGAUGGGCCAACACUUCCGGGUACAUGCCAUAUCCCGGUGGUGGCGAGAAAUGGGGUGGAAACGGUGUCGGCGACGAUCUCUACUCGUUCGGGUUUGACGGCGCCUAUCUGUGGACGGGCGGUAGAAAGACCCAAGUUGUCCACAACGUGACGGAGCCUUACAUCAGGAAGAGCGACGUGAUCGGUUGCGCGUUGGAUCUCACGAUACCCAUAAUCACCUUCACCUUCAACGGAGCGCCCAUCACGGGCUCGUUUCGAAAUUUCAACCUGGACGGCAUGUUCUUCCCCGCCAUCAGCUGCUCGUCCAAAUUGUCCUGCAGAUUCCUGUUGGGCGGCGACCACGGCCGGCUCAAGUUCCAACCGCCGGAAGAAUUCUCACCCCUGGUGGAGAGCCUGCUGCCCCAACAAAUAUUGUCCCUCGAUCCGUGCUUCUACUUUGGAAACAUGAACAAAGUGGUGCUUGCCGGCCCCUGGCUGGUCGAGGACGACACGGCUUUCGUCCCGGGCCCGGUCGACACGUCCAUGAUCAACCUGCCGUCCUACGUCGAGCAAAUCAGGGACAAACUGGCCGAGAACAUCCACGAGAUGUGGGCGAUGAACAAAAUCGAGGCCGGAUGGAUGUACGGGGAGCACAGGGACGACAUGAGGAAGAUUCAUCCCUGCAUCGUUCAGUUCGAGAGAUUACCGGCAGCGGAGAAACGUUACGACACUCAACUGGCCGUGCAGACUCUCAAGACCAUUCUAGCGUUGGGAUAUUACAUCACUAUAGAUAAACCGCCGUCGAGGAUAAAAACUUUGAGGCUUCCGAACGAGCCCUUUCUGCAGAGCAGCGGUUACAAGCCAGCUCCCCUCGAUCUCACCGCGAUCACCCUCACGCCCAAGAUGGAGGAGCUGGUCGACCAGCUCGCGGAGAACACCCACANUUUGUGGGCGAAGGAAAGGAUCGGUCAGGGUUGGACGUAUGGCCUGAACGAGGAUUCGGAGAUGAGAAGGAGCCCCCAUUUGGUUCCAUAUCCGAAAGUGGACGAAGCGAUCAAGAAAGCCAAUCGUGACACAGCCAGUGAAACGGUGAGGACGCUCUUGGUCUACGGAUACAUGUUGGAACCGCCUACCGGGGAACAGCACGAAGCGCUGUUAUUGGAGGCCAGCAGGUUACGUCAAUUGUCAUUUAGAACUUAUCGCGUCGAGAAGCAUUACGCGGUGAGCAAUGGAAAGUGGUACUUCGAGUUCGAGGUUUUGACGGCUGGCCCGAUGCGAGUUGGCUGGGCGAAAGCGGAUUGCAUGCCCGGAAGCAUGCUGGGAAGCGACGAGAACACAUGGGCUUUCGACGGUUACAACGUAACUAAAGUACACGCCGGUACCCACGAGUCAUUUGGUCACAAAUAUCAAGUGGGCGACAUUGUUGGAUGUUUCAUUGACGUCGCGGACCGAACGAUCAGCUUUUCUCUAAACGGGGAACUGCUGAUGGACGCGUUGGGUGGUGAAACCUCGUUCGCCGACGUGCAGGGCGACUGUUUCGUGCCAGCUUUCACUCUCGGUGUCGGUCAAAAAGCGAAAUUAACGUUUGGACAGGACGUGAAUACCCUGAAAUUCUUCACCACCUGCGGUUUGCAAGAGGGAUACGAGCCAUUCUGCGUAAACAUGAAUCGACCGGUUACGUUCUGGUACACCAAGGAUCAACCGAUUUUCGAGAACACGGACGACAUGGCUGACACGAGGAUAGACGUGGCCAGGAUUCCAGCGGGUUCCGACACUCCGCCAUGUUUGAAGAUCUCCCACAACACGUUCGAAACGAUGGAGAAGGCCAAUUGGGAAUUCCUUCGACUGUCGUUGCCAGUUAUAUGUCAAUCGAUCUUCAUUUCGGAGAGCGAGAAACUGAGAAGAUGGCAGGAGAUCAAAAUGCGCCAGAAUAAAUUGUUGUCCGAGCAGAUGGAGCAAGCUCAACAAGUGCCCUCUGCUCACAUAGAGCAGAUCAUGAAAUCUGGUUUCAGUAUGAGCGACAUCAAAGGAUUGCAAAGGAACUAUUCGGAGGAUGCGGUGGAAGCCGACGAAAUGAUGAAAGAGUCACCGAUUCCUAUGCAGAGGAACAAACCGGCGAGGCCUCCGAGGAAAGGUUCCCUGUACGGAUCGCGGACGGGAAACAUGGAGAACGCGAUUAGCGAGGCCGACAUGAACGGAUACGGCGACAUGAACGGCGAUAUCAAAGACGAUAAGAAGAAACGUGGGCGUUCGCCGUUCCGAUUCUUCUCGCGGAAAGCGAAGUCUCCGGAUGCGAAAUCGAAAACGCCCGAGCCACCGAUACGCUCCGACGUCUCUGACAAAAGCACUAAGACACUGUCGAUGAACAAAGCAAGUAGCCGGCCUCCCCAAAUUCGUAUAUCAAACACGGACUUGAAAGUGGUACCGCCCCAGAUCCCAGAACGAAACGCGCCCAAAGCAAUGUCCGUUCUGACGGGGAGCGGCGUCGAGGCGAUUGGAAACGAGAUAUUCGAUACGGAAUGCUUGAAAUUGAUGAACGAAUAUUUCUACGGGGUACGAAUAUUCCCUGGACAGGAUCCAACUCACGUUUACGUAGGAUGGGUGACCUCGCAGUACCAUUUGCACACCAAGGACUUCAAUCUCUCUCGAGUGAGGAAGGGUUCCGUGGUUAUCACGGACGACUACGAUCGUCCGGUGGAGCAGGUUGACAGACAAAGUUGCUACAUGGUAAGAGCAGACGAGCUUUACAACGAGGUGACGCAAGACGCAUCGGGCAAAGGCGCGUCUCAAGGGAUGUUCGUCGGAUGUUUCGUGGACACGGCGACUGGGUGGGUUUCCUUCACGUGCGAGGGAAAGGAGACCAGUCACAAGUUCAAGAUGGAACCUGACACGAAACUAUUCCCCGCCAUCUUCGUGGAGGCUACCAGUAAAGAGAUCCUUCAAAUCGAGCUCGGAAGAACUUCUACGACGUUGCCACUGUCCGCCGCGGUGUUGCAGAAUUCUGAGCGUCACGUGAUACCGCAGUUUCCGCCUAGACUGAAGGUCCAAUGUCUGAAGCCUCAUCAGUGGGCCAGAGUUCCCAAUCAGUCCCUCCAAGUGCACGCGUUAAAGUUGUCCGAUAUCAGGGGUUGGUCCAUGUUAUGCGAGGACGCUAUAUCGAUGCUGGCUUUGCACAUUCCUGAAGAAGAUAGGUGUAUCGAUAUCUUGGAAUUGAUCGAAAUGGACAAGCUACUCAGUUUCCACGCGCAUACUCUGACGCUGUACGCGGCUCUGUGCUACCAAUCGAAUUACAGAGCAGCACACGCUCUGUGUCAGCACGUCGAUCAGAAACAAUUGUUGUACGCGAUUCGAGCGGAAUACAUGUCUGGACCCCUACGACAAGGAUUCUACGACUUGCUGAUCGCGUUGCAUCUCGAAUCACACGCGACUACGAUGGAAGUAUGCAAGAACGAAUACAUCAUUCCUUUAGGUCAAGAAUUGAAGGAACUGUACGAAAACGAAGAAAUGAAACACAGUCUCAGGUAUCUGGAGACCGAGUCGGUCCGACCUCAGAUGAAAAUGACAGACAUCAGGGAUGAUUCUUCCAGCGACCAGGCGAUCGAGAACAUAAGGAGCCUAUACAGCCCGCACUUCCCUCUCGAUGUGGUGAGGGAUUACGUGAUGACCGCUUUGAACGAGGCUGUCGAGAUCAAUCAAGUUCACAAUCGAGAUCCAAUCGGAGGCAGCAAUGAGAAUCUUUUCUUACCACUUUUGAAACUUGUAGACAGAUUGCUCUUGGUUGGAAUGCUCAGGAACGAAGACAUCAUGAAGCUUCUGAUCAUGAUCCAUCCCGAGACUUGGGACCCAACGUUUGAAAAAGAGGGAAAGGACGAGCACAAGAAGGGAUUGCUUCACAUGAAAAUGGCCGAGGGAGCUAAGCUGCAGAUGUGCUAUCUUCUCCAUCACCUGAACGACAUCCAGCUUCGACAUCGCGUCGAGUCCAUCAUCGCGUUCAGCCACGAUUUCGUUGGCGAUCUCCAAUCCGAUCAACUUAGACGUUACAUCGAGAUCAAACAGUCCGAUUUGCCAUCGGCGGUGGCAGCCAAGAAGACCAGAGAGUUUAGAUGUCCGCCUCGAGAACAGAUGAACGCGAUCUUAAGUUUCAAGAAUAUGGAAUUCGAGGAUGAUCCCGAGAAUAUACCUUGCGGAGAAGAGUUGAUAAGCAAGAUGAACGAAUUCCACAACAAUCUCAUGUCUUACGUGUCCUUGCACGCUCUUGAGGAAGCAGCGGAUGCCUUGGCAGAGUCAAUGGAAGAGGUUCAGAAACCUGGCGCCAUCAAGAGGUUGUUCAAUUUUAUCAACGCGGUGAAAGAGUUGGAGGAGGAACCUAAACCUGAACCGGAACCUGAAAGGAAGACUCCAGAAGAGGUAUUCCGCAAAGUUCUCAUAAAAACUAUCGUCAGCUGGGCUGAGGAAUCCCAGAUCGAGACUCCAAAGCUGGUUCGAGAAAUGUUCAGUUUGCUUGUCCGUCAAUACGAUACCGUGGGCGAAUUAAUUCGAGCCUUGGAGAAGACUUACGUGAUCAACAGCAAGACGAAAGACGACGUUGCUUUGAUGUGGGUCGGUUUGAGCCAGAUCCGUGCUCUGUUGCCUGUCCAAAUGUCCCAAGAGGAGGAGGAAUUGGUCAGAGAACGACUCUGGAAAUUAGUGAACAAUCACACGUUCUUCCAGCAUCCAGAUCUGAUCAGAGUAUUGAGAAUUCACGAGAACGUGAUGGCGAUCAUGAUGAAUACGCUGGGCAGACGUGCACAGGCGCAGUCGGACGCUCAAACACAACCACAGACAACCGAAGGAGAACCAGUUUCCAAAGAGAAGGAUACUUCUCAUGAAAUGGUGGUGGCAUGCUGUAGAUUUCUAUGCUACUUUUGUCGAACAUCGAGGCAAAAUCAGAAGGCGAUGUUCGAUCAUUUCGACUUCCUCUUAGAGAACAGCAAUAUUUUACUGUCGAGGCCAUCGUUAAGAGGUUCGACGCCAUUGGACGUGGCUUAUUCCUCUCUUAUGGAAAAUACGGAGCUUGCUUUAGCACUGAGAGAACAUUACCUCGAAAAGAUUGCCAUCUACUUGUCUCGUUGCGGUUUGCAAUCGAAUUCGGAAUUGGUUGAGAAAGGUUAUCCUGAUCUAGGUUGGGAUCCAGUGGAAGGUGAACGAUACUUGGAUUUCUUGAGAUUCUGCGUUUGGGUUAAUGGUGAAAGUGUCGAGGAAAAUGCAAACUUAGUGAUCCGUCUGCUGAUCAGAAGACCAGAAUGUUUGGGUCCAGCUCUUCGUGGUGAAGGCGAAGGUUUAUUAAGAGCCAUUAUAGACGCCAACAAGAUGUCCGAAAAAAUCGCGGAUCGACGAAAAGUACACGACGAAGCGGAGGGUUCAACGGUUAUGCAAUUCGAACAUCCACUUCCAGAAUCAGAUGACGACGAAGACUAUAUCGACACGGGAGCCGCCAUCUUGAAUUUCUAUUGUACUUUGGUGGAUUUGUUAGGCCGCUGCGCUCCAGAUUCUUCCGUUAUCGAACAAGAGGCUUCUACAGAAUCUGUCGGAAAGAACGAAUCUCUUCGAGCGAGAGCUAUUCUUCGAUCGUUGGUGCCUCUUGAUGAUCUACAAGGUGUCUUGUCUUUAAGAUUCACUUUACUGAAUCCAGCAGCAGGUGAAGAGAAACCAAAGAGCGAUAUGCCAUCUGGUUUGAUUCCUGGACACAAGCAGAGCAUCGUUCUGUUUCUGGAACGCGUUUACGGCAUCGAAACUCGGGAACUGUUUUUCAAAAUACUCGAGGAAGCUUUCUUGCCUGAUCUCAGAGCUGCUACUAUGCUGGAUAGGAACGAUGGAUACGAAUCAGAUAUGGCGUUAGCGAUGAAUCGUUACAUCGGGAACAGUAUUCUACCAUUGUUGAUCAAGCAUUCCAAGUUCUAUAACGAGGCUGACAAUUACGCUAGUUUAUUGGACGCCACGUUACAUACUGUGUACCGAUUGAGCAAGAACAGAAUGCUGACAAAGGGUCAACGAGAAGCAGUCUCGGAUUUCCUCGUGGCAUUGACCAGAGAAGUCCACGAGUUAAAUGUCUCCCAAAUGCAGCCCAGUAUGCUGUUGAAACUGCUUCGAAAGCUGACCGUGGACGUAUCCAAACUAUCUGAAUAUACGACCGUCGCUUUAAGGCUGCUGACCUUGCAUUACGAUCGUUGUGCAAAAUAUUACGGUUCAACUGGCGGACAAGGUGCAUACGGUGCAUCGAGCGAUGAAGAGAAACGUUUGACUAUGGUUUUGUUCAGCAACAUAUUCGAUUCAUUGUCCAAGAUGGAUUAUGAUCCAGAAUUGUUCGGAAAAGCUCUGCCUUGUCUCACAGCUAUCGGUUGCGCGUUACCACCUGACUAUUCAUUGUCUAAAAAUUACGACGACGAGUGGUACGGAAGUAAAUCUGCAUCUGCACAGUCGCCUGAUGGACCAUACAAUCCUCAACCUAUUAAUACGUCCAGUGUGGUGCUGAAUAAUGAUCUUAAUCAGAUAGUACAGAAAUUCUCCGAGCAUUAUCACGAUGCUUGGGCCAGUAGAAAAUUAGAAAAUGGUUGGACAUAUGGCGAACAGUGGUCUGAUAUGAACAAAACUCAUCCGAGAUUAAAGCCUUAUAAUAUGUUAAACGAUUACGAGAGAGAACGAUACAAAGAGCCAGUUAGGGAGAGUUUAAAAGCUUUGCUUGCUAUAGGAUGGAGCGUUGAACACGCAGAAGUGGAUGUACCCUCUACGAAUCGUAGUUCAAUGAGGAGAUCAUCGAAAAGUCAGGGUGAUUCAGCGAAUCCAUUCAAUUACAAUCCUCAUCCAGUUGAUAUGACCAAUUUGACUUUGAGCAGAGAAAUGCAAAAUAUGGCGGAACGUCUCGCGGAUAAUGCGCAUGAUAUUUGGGCGAAAAAGAAGAAAGAGGAACUUAUCACUUGUGGAGGAGGUAUUCAUCCUCAGCUAGUCCCGUACGAUCUUUUGACCGAUAAAGAGAAACGAAAAGACCGCGAACGUUCCCAAGAAUUCUUAAAAUAUUUGCAAUAUCAAGGUUACAAGCUUCACAAACCGAAUCGAGGCGGAGAAUCGGAAGUUGCGACAGCUGGUGCCUCGGUGGAAUUGCGAUUUGCAUAUUCGUUGCUAGAAAAGUUGAUAGCCUACCUGGACAAAGCUACCAUUAACAUGAAAUUGUUGAAACCUUCAGAUACGUUCAGCCGUAGAAACAGUUUCAAGACGUCCACGAGGGACAUUAAAUUCUUCAGCAAGGUCGUUCUUCCAUUAAUGGAAAAAUAUUUCAGCACGCACAAGAAUUACUUCAUCGCUGUAGCUACGGCUACCAACAACGUUGGAGCUGCAUCUCUGAAGGAGAAAGAGAUGGUCGCGGCUCUGUUUUGCAAAUUGGCAAGUUUAUUGAGAUCUAGAUUGGCUGCGUUUGGACCAGAUGUUAGGAUCACUGUCAGAUGCCUUCAAGUAUUAGUCAAGGGCAUAGACGCAAAGAGUUUGGUGAAGAAUUGUCCCGAAUUCAUCAGAACGUCCAUGUUGACUUUCUUUAAUAACACCGCGGAUGAUCUAGGACACACGAUUCUGAAUUUACAAGAGGGCAAGUACAGUCAUCUGAGGGGAACGCAUUUGAAGACUUCCACGUCUUUAUCGUACAUCAAUAGCGUAGUUCUGCCCGUUUUAACAGCCAUGUUCGAUCAUUUGGCUGCCUGCGAGUAUGGUAGCGAUUUGUUACUGGACGAGAUUCAGGUAGCAUCCUACAAAAUGCUGGCAUCUCUUUACACCUUGGGCGUAGAUGCGACGUUGACGCACGAUAGAAAAUAUUUAAAGACGGAAAUCGAACGUCACAAACCAAAUUUAGGCUCCUGCUUAGGUGCUUUCUCCAGUUGUUUCCCCGUAGCCUUUUUGGAACCCCAUUUAAACAAACACAAUCAAUAUUCUCUUCUGAAUCGUAUCGCCGAUCACUCGUUGGAAGCACAGGAUAUUAUGACGAAAAUGGAGUCGAGCAUGCCCACUCUCGAGACGAUUUUGACGGAAGUCGAUCAAUUCGUCGAAUCUGAAAAAACUUACAACGAAGUUCCUCACGUGGUCGACGUUAUUCUUCCUCUACUUUGCUCUUAUCUGCCCUUCUGGUGGGCCCAGGGUCCGGACAACGUAAAUCCGACCGAAGGAACGUAUGUCAGUAUGGUUACCAGCGAUCACAUGAAUCAAUUACUGAAAAAUGUAUUAAAAUUGAUCAAGAAGAACAUCGGCAACGAGAAUGCACCUUGGAUGACUCGUAUCGCGGCUUACACUCAACAGAUCAUCAUCAAUUCGUCGGAGGAGUUGUUGAAGGAUCCGUUCUUACCGCUUGCUGAACGUGUCAGAAAGCGUACAGAUACUAUGUUUCACAAGGAAGAAUCUCUUCGUGGUUUCAUCAAAUCGUCGACGGAUGACACGUCUCAAGUCGAAGCACAGAUUCAAGAAGAUUGGCAACUUUUGGUUCGUGACAUCUAUUCCUUCUAUCCUCUUUUGAUCAAGUACGUUGACUUGCAAAGGAAUCAUUGGUUAAGGAAUAAUAUAUCAGAAGCGGAAGAUCUUUAUAAUCACGUGGCAGCGAUAUUUAACAUCUGGUCGAAAUCUCAGUACUUCUUGAGAGAGGAACAGAACUUUAUAUCUGCAAACGAGAUCGAUAAUAUGGUGCUCAUAAUGCCUACUGCGACCAGGAGACCUGCCGCCAUCUCAGAUGGAACUGCACCUUCUGGAGGAGGCAAGAAAAAGAAGAAACAUCGAGACAAGAAGAGGGAUAAAGACAAAGAGGUGCAAGCUUCUUUGAUGGUAGCAUGUUUGAAAAGAUUACUCCCAGUUGGUCUCAAUUUAUUCGCCGGUCGUGAACAAGAAUUAGUGCAACACUGCAAGGACAGAUUCCUGAAGAAGAUGCCGGAAUACGAAAUCGCUGAAUUCGCCAAGACUCAAUUGACUUUACCGGACAAGAUCGAUCCAGCUGACGAGAUGUCGUGGCAACACUAUCUGUACUCCAAAUUGGGUCAAAAGAAGGACUCCAUGGAACCAGUGAAAGCGCAACAGCUUGAGGAUGUGGUUGCGAGAAUCACCGACAUGGCCAAAGUCCUUUAUGGUUUACACAUGAUAGAUCAUCCGCAACAGCAGAGCAAGGGUCAAUAUCGAUCCGUGGUAUCGAUACAACGUAAACGAGCAGUAAUUGCUUGCUUCCGUCAAACUUCCCUACAUUCCUUGCCCAGGCAUCGGGCUAUAAAUAUUUUCGCGCGAACAUACUACGAGCUCUGGUUGCAGGAUGAAAAUGUUGGCCAAGAAGUGAUGAUUGAAGACCUAACGCAAUCCUUUGAAGACGCGGAAUUGAAGAAAAUGGACAAGGACGAGGACGAAGGAAAACCAGAUCCGCUCACACAACUCGUAACAACGUUCUGUCGUGGCGCUAUGACAGAACGAUCUGGCGCGCUUCAAGAAGAUCCUUUGUACAUGAGUUACGCGCAAAUUAUAUCGAAAUCUUGCGGUGAAGAGGAAGAAGAAGGUGAAGAUGAGGGCGGAGGGGGUGAAGAAGAAGGCGGCGCCUCGAUCCACCGACCGAUGCACAAACUUAUGGAACAAGAAAUGGAAAAGCAGAAGCUUCUUUUCCACCAAGCACGACUCGCGAAUCGUGGCGUGGCAGAGAUGGUAUUGCUUCACAUCUCAGCCUGCAAAGGUGUUCCCAGCGAGAUGGUGAUGAAGACCUUGGAAUUGGGAAUCUCCAUCCUACGCGGCGGUAAUAUAGAGAUUCAACGAGGAAUGCUCAACCAUUUAAAAGAAAAAAAGGACGUAGGAUUCUUCACAUCGAUUGCCGGUCUCAUGAAUUCCUGCAGCGUACUGGACCUGGAUGCGUUCGAAAGGAACACGAAAGCGGAAGGUCUUGGUGUCGGUUCCGAGGGAGCUGCUGGAGAGAAGAACAUGCACGAUGCUGAAUUUACAUGUGCUCUAUUUCGUUUUAUCCAACUGACUUGCGAGGGUCAUAAUCUUGAUUGGCAGAAUUAUUUAAGAACGCAAGCUGGUAACACAACAACGGUGAACGUAGUCAUCUGCACCGUCGAUUAUCUACUGCGACUCCAAGAAUCCAUCAUGGACUUCUAUUGGCAUUAUUCCAGCAAGGAACUCAUCGACCCUGCCGGCAAGGCUAAUUUUUUCAAAGCUAUUGGCGUUGCCAGUCAAGUGUUCAAUACUCUCACUGAGGUAAUUCAAGGACCUUGCGCACAGAAUCAACAAGCACUGGCACAUUCUCGAUUGUGGGAUGCGGUUGGUGGAUUCCUUUUCCUUUUCUCUCAUAUGCAAGACAAGUUGUCCAAACACUCGAGUCAGGUGGAUUUAUUGAAGGAGUUGCUCAACUUACAAAAAGAUAUGAUCACUAUGAUGUUGUCUAUGCUGGAAGGUAAUGUCGUAAAUGGAACUAUUGGAAAACAGAUGGUGGAUACAUUGGUAGAAUCUGCAGGCAAUGUCGAAUUGAUUCUCAAAUACUUCGACAUGUUCUUGAAAUUGAAAGAUCUCGUAUCAUCUCCUAGCUUCUUAGAGGUGGAUUUGAACAGCGAUGGCUGGGUGUAUCCGAAAGAUUUUAAAGAAAAAAUGGAACAACAGAAGAGCUAUACCGACGAGGAAAUCGAAUUCUUAUUGGCCUGUUGCGAGACGAACCACGACGGUAAAAUCGACUAUGUGGCUUUCAUGGACCGUUUCCACGAACCGGCUAAAGAAAUCGGUUUCAAUCUUGCCGUUCUGUUAACCAAUUUAUCGGAGCAUAUGCCUAAUGAACCCAGAUUAGCGAGAUUCCUCGAAACAGCAGGCUCUGUGUUGAACUAUUUCGAGCCGUAUCUCGGCAGAAUCGAGAUUCUCGGUGGAAACAAGAAGAUCGAACGCGUAUACUUUGAGAUCAAGGAAUCAAACAUCGAACAAUGGGAGAAACCACAAAUUAAAGAGUCGAAGAGGACAUAUUUCUACAAUACCGUAGUAGAGGCAGGAGAGAAAGAAAAAUUGGAGACUUUCAUCAACUUCUGCGAAGACGCCAUCUUUGAAAUGCAACACGCGAGUGCAUUGAUGGCAGUGGAAGAAAGUGGAGGAAUCGGAAAGGCCAGAGAAUCUUCCUAUACUUAUAUGACGGAUGAUGAUGAGGAAAGAAACAAGGAUCCUAUCAGAAGAGGCAUCCAAACGUUUAAGGAUAGCAUUUACUUCUUCUUCUCCAUAUUCUCUCCUAGCAACAUCAAGAACAAGAUCGCUGAGAUGCAACAGAUGACAUUUUUGGAACUCUUUAUCGGCUUCUUUAAAAUGAUUUUCUACGCGUUUUAUUAUUCUGGUUUCGGUGUUGGUUGCAUAAUCGGAUAUUUCAUGAGAUUACUAUUGGCAUUGAUGAAAGGACCACACGUGGAAGAGCCCGUAGUCGAGGUAAAAGAAGAGGAGGAGAAACCAUCGAGACAUUUGCCCGCUUUGCCACCAACUCCGGAUGAGUCUAAUCUACAGGUACAAGCAUUCGGAAUGGAUAUAACGAAAGAGGAAGGGGGACAGAUAAAGAUUGCACCUCACGAAUCGGCUACAUCUACUCCUCAAUCAAGUAUCGAGGAAACGGGCGAAAGCACACCGGAAGAAGCCACUGGAGAAGAAAGUGCGAGAGCUGAAGGAGGUGGAGAUAUGGAAUCACCUGUUUCGUUGGCCGAUUUGUUAGGAGGUGAACAAGCUAGAGCUCAAGCUGCAGCCGCGGCAGAAGCAGCGGCAGCUCAACAGGCAGCAAUGGCUGCGGUUGAGGCGGAAGCGAAACAAGAAACAAUAGCAGAGCCAUCAGCUUCCUCUAUCGACUUUUCCGAGUAUACGCAUCGCGUUGUCUCCUUCUUGGCAAGGAAUUUUUAUAAUCUGAAAUACGUGGCUCUAGUGCUCGCUUUCUGUAUCAAUUUUAUGUUGCUGUUCUAUAAGGUUUCGUCUUUGGGUAACGAAGGAGGUGAGGAAGGAAGUGGUCAGAUAGUGGAUAUGUUGGCAGAGAUGUCUGGCGAGAGUGCAUCUGGUUCUGGAAAUGGCAGUGGAGUUGAAAUAGGUAGCGGUAGCGGGGAGGCUGAAUCGGAGGAAGAGGAAGAUGAGUACGCUCUGGAAUAUGUGGAAGUGGCAGAGGAUUUCUAUUAUAUGGCACACGUUAUAAGGCUCAUGGCUAUUCUUCAUGCGAUCGUCUCUCUUGCUAUGCUAGUUGCCUAUUAUCAUUUGAAAGUACCGUUGGCUAUCUUUAAACGAGAAAAGGAAAUUGCGCGACGCGUGGAAUUCGAUGGUCUAUAUAUUGCUGAAACACCGGAAGAGGAUGAUAUCAAAGCACAUUGGGAUAAGAUGGUGAUAUCGGCAAAAACGUUCCCUGUGAAUUAUUGGGAUAAGUUCGUAAAAAAGAAAGUUCGACAAAAAUACAGUGAGACCUACGAUUUCGACUACAUCAGCAAUUUGCUUGGGAUGGAAAAGACAUCGUUUAGUCAACAGGAAGAAGAGGGUUCUGGUUUGAUACACUUCAUCGUUAAUAUCGAUUGGAGGUAUCAAGUAUGGAAAGCUGGAGUUACCAUCACGGAUAACGCAUUCUUGUACAGUUUAUGGUACUUUACAUUUUCAAUCCUUGGCAAUUAUAACAAUUUCUUCUUCGCUGCUCAUUUACUGGACGUCGCAGUUGGUUUCAAAACUCUGAGAACGAUCUUACAGUCUGUGACACACAAUGGCAAACAAUUGGUGUUGACAGUAAUGUUACUGACUAUUGUCGUCUACAUAUAUACGGUUAUAGCUUUCAAUUUCUUCAGAAAAUUCUAUAUUCAAGAAGAAGACGAUGAAGUAGAUAAAAAAUGCCACGACAUGUUAACAUGCUUCGUAUUCCAUCUGUACAAAGGUGUCAGAGCUGGUGGUGGUAUUGGUGACGAAAUUGGUGAACCUGAUGGCGAUGAUUAUGAAGUUUACCGUAUCAUGUUUGACAUCACUUUCUUCUUUUUCGUCAUUGUUAUUCUGUUGGCCAUUAUUCAAGGUUUGAUUAUCGAUGCGUUCGGUGAACUUCGAGAUCAACUUGAGAACGUGAAAACGAACAUGGAAAGCAACUGUUUCAUUUGUGGUUUAGGAAAAGAAUAUUUCGAUACGGUACCACAUGGUUUCGAUACUCAUGUCCAACAGGAGCACAAUCUUGCUAAUUACAUGUUCUUCCUUAUGCACUUAAUCAAUAAACCAGACACCGAAUACACGGGUCAAGAAACGUACGUGUGGAACAUGUAUCAGCAAAGGUGUUGGGAUUUCUUCCCAGUCGGUGAUUGCUUCCGCAAGCAGAACGAGGCGGUGGAGGAAGAGGCAAAGAAGAAAUAAAGAAAAUUUUUCGUAUUUAUGUCACUUUUCAUAUAAUUGACCAAAAUCAAACAAUUUACUAAGGAAAAAUCUCUUUCCUGAAUCGUCUUCGAUAAUCGUAGGUUGUAAUUUCUAUACGCAAAAAAAUAUGGCGCGUUAAAUCGUCGCGAACGUACCAUUUUCAAUUUUUAGAACGCUAUACUUUCACUCGUCUGUCGAUAGAUAAACUACAUAGAACAUUGAAUGCAUACCUUUUACAUUCGACAUUUAAUCGUUAUUCCAACUUUUACACGAAUUCUUCGACACACGAUUGGAAUGCAGAUUAAUCGAAGAAAUUAUGCGAGUUGCACGCGCAACAGAUUUCGAUCACGCGUGAACGAGUGAAACAAGCCGGGAGACUGGGCAAAAUAUUUUUCCAACUUAUUUUUCCAACUUUGUAAAGAUGGCUGGAUAUUCGUAUAUUCGACACAAUUUCCUCCUUAGAUAGAUAAUUUACAAAGUGUUGUUGAUCAUCGACAAGUGAACCGACUGCACAAAUUUACUACAUUAAAUCAUAAACGUUGCGAUUGCCUUCUUUUCAUACGUCGGAAAUGAUCACAUUUUUCGCAUAACAAUUUAACUCAUUAACAUGUAAUGUUUGAGAUAUUAUAAGGAUUAUUACGUAAGUUGAAGAUGUUUAAAAGUUUAUAUCAAAUGUAUAGGUUUCUACGAUUACGUGGAAACUUUUUUAAAAGAAAAAAAAAAAAAUUAUUGACUGAAAUCGCAAUUUAAUCAAACAAUGUCAAUAUAGUGUAAAUAACGAUCUAUACAAAACAAGAUUACCUGAGAAUAAAGAAAGACAUACUUCUUUACAUCA
Molecule: messenger RNA, 16636 nt
Organism: Apis dorsata (giant honeybee)
Lineage: Eukaryota; Metazoa; Arthropoda; Insecta; Hymenoptera; Apidae
Gene: RyR
Product: ryanodine receptor
Exons: 59
Coding region: 397-15801 (5134 amino acids)
Biological process (GO): calcium ion transmembrane transport; intracellular calcium ion homeostasis
Cellular component (GO): smooth endoplasmic reticulum; calcium channel complex; Z disc
Molecular function (GO): protein binding; ryanodine-sensitive calcium-release channel activity
Source: RefSeq, a predicted model, not a curated record